This is a messenger RNA of Cololabis saira (Pacific saury), 2917 nucleotides long. RefSeq names its product G patch domain containing 1 (gene gpatch1). Gene Ontology annotation, cellular component: nucleus. Gene Ontology annotation, molecular function: RNA binding. Bases 14 to 2722 code for a protein of 902 amino acids. NCBI's taxonomy places the organism in Eukaryota, Metazoa, Chordata, Actinopteri, Beloniformes, Belonidae. Gene Ontology annotation, biological process: mRNA processing. The record is from RefSeq and is a predicted model, not a curated record. The transcript is spliced from 20 exons.
CUGCUGUUCAGACAUGGCGUCCGACAGCGACAGCGAGCAGGACUUCGUGAGCUUCGGGACUCCACUGGAGCCUCUGGAGGAAGACGAGCCCCUCAGGAAGCCCGUCCCGCUGCACGACCAGACGGUGAAGGAUGAGAAGGGACGGUACCAGAGGUUCCACGGAGCCUUCACCGGAGGAUUCUCAGCCGGAUACUUCAACUCGGUCGGGUCCAAGGAAGGCUGGGCUCCUUCAGCCUUUGUGUCGUCACGACAACAGAAGAAUGAGCAGCAGCAUGCCAGACCGGAGGACUUCAUGGACGAGGAGGACUUUGGCGAGCACGGCAUCGCUCCCAGGGAGAUCACCACCAGCCAGGAGUUCUGGUCGGGUCGGAAGGACCGCACUGCGGAGAAGGCCCGGGCCAUCAACGCCCAGAGCGCCCUGAUCCCCGGAGACACGCUGCUGGAGGACCUGAUCGCCCCCGCCAGGUCUUCCAUGGGGGUGGAGCUGCUCAGGGCCAUGGGCUGGAGGGAAGGCCAGGGCGUCGGACCUCGGGUGAAGAGGAAGGCUCGCAGGCAGCAGACCGAAAGUGCAGUCCAGGUUCCCGCCCGUGUGCCACGCACUGCUGGUUCAGAGGACUCUGAGGGUGAAGAGGAUGACGAGUUUGCCCCCGAGAAUACGACGUUUGCACCGAAGGAUGUAACUCCGGUGGACUUCACCCCAAAGACGGGGGUCCAGGGCCUGGGGUACCACGGACUGGACCCGGGCCUGGCGCUGCGGGGCCUGGGAGCAGCAGAACACAUCGACCUGUUCACCCCUCAGUCCGACAAGAGGAGUCGCCUGUUUGGAGACAAAGGAAGGAAGUCGAGGAGAGGAGGGGUCGCUGGACAGGCCUUCGGUGUGGGCGCGCUAGAGGACGAUGAUGAAGACAUCUACCACCGAGACUCCAUGUCCAGGUACGACACUGUCCUGGGAGGAGAGGAGCCCGGAGACGGACUGUACGGGUGGACGGCGCCGCGACAGUACAAGAAGACAGACAGAAGCAAAGACGUGGCGUACAUCGGUAAGAUUCUGGACGGCUUCACUUUGGCCCAGAAAGCAGCCGAGGACAAAGUGAUCUUCCCUCCUCCCGUUCUGCCUCGUGACUAUCGGCCGGUCCACUACUUCCGGCCGCCGGUCGAGAUCUCCAAGCUCUCGGGGGUCAGUCCGGCUCUGGCGGAGGCCCUGAAGGCCUCCAGGGGCCACAUGGUCACGGAGGAGCCUCAGAAAGGAGGACGCCAUCAGCUGGACUCUGGCCAGAGGAGGACGCUGCUGGGAGAGGAGGCUCUGCAAGGGCCCAGUUCAGUCCUGGAGCUGCUGAGGCCUGAAGACAGACAGCGUCUGCUGAGCCUCCGCGGACCCUCCACUCCUGCCUCCUCGGCUCCUCUGUCCUCGGCUCCUCCGCCCUCGGGUCUCCCGCAGCACCAGGAGGCUCUGGCGGCCUGGAGAGGAGUCUCCGCCUCCCCGCAAACCUUCAAACCCUUCGAGCAGAACCCCAGCAAGCAGGCGCGCUACGACCUGUACCUGACCGGCCUCCAGCGGGGGGACAGAGACGGCCUGGAGCAGAGUCUGGACUCCACCAUGACGGAGUGGGAGCGCAGCAGGGAGAGGGAGGAGUUUGUCCGAGCCUCCAUCCUGUACCGGCCCUCAUCGUCCUCACUGUCCUCGCGCUUCACCCGGGCCAAAGUGCAGGAGGAUGAGGAGACUGUGGAGGUCAAUCGUGAUGAAGAGGGCGAUGUGGACGACAAACAAGCUGCCGUCAGGAUGAAAAUGUUUGGAAAAAUGACCAGAGAGACGUUGGAGUGGCAUCCGGACAAACUGCUGUGCAAGAGGUUCAACGUGCCCAACCCUUUCCCCGGGUCCUGUCUGGUGGGGCUGCCAAAGGUGAAGAGGGACAAGUUCUCAGUCUUCAACUUCCUGACGGUGACGGAGAGCAGAGAGAUGGCAGCGCCUCCGAAGCCUCCGGCGUCCGGAAAGAAGUCUAGAUGGGAUGUUUCAGAGCAUAAGGACGAUGUAAAGGACGAGGAUCCCCUGAGUGAGCUGCUGACGGCCACACGGAACCAGAGCCAGACCAAACCGGACCAAACGGCACCCGGAGGCCCUGAAUCCAUCAGCAGUCAGACGCAGGUGAAGACAGAAAAGCAGGAGAGUUCAGAGAAGAAGACAGACGGCGAUGAGGAAAAGCAGCAGGAGGAAGAAGAGGAGGAGGAGAGCCGGCCGCCCAUGGACCUGUUCAAAGCCAUAUUUGCUAGUUCCUCAGAUGAGAAGUCGUCGUCUUCCUCGGAGGGGGAGAGCGACGGGGAGAAGGUGGAGGAGGAAACCAGCCAGCCAGUGACGCUCUUCAGCAUCACCCCCUCCUCAUCAUCAUCAUCAGCCGUCAGGAGCAGCCAGCCCACAGCAGCAGCGGUUGCCCCCCCGACGUCGACGCGAGAAGAGCAGGAGGAGUUUGGUCCGAAGCUCCCGCCUCCUUCAGCUGCUGGUGCUCCUGCAAUCUUGUUUUUGUUCUGUUCAGACAGAGGACGGGCCACCUCCUUCUGUUACCCCAGUGAAGAGGAAAAACACAGCAAGAGUAGCAAAGAGAAGAAAGUGAAGAACAAGAAGCAGCACAAACACAAGGACAAAAAGAAGAAGAAACACAAGAAGCACAAACACAAAAGCAAAGAACAGAAGAAGAGUAAGAAGGAGAUGGACAGUAGCCUCGGAUGACAGUGACGAGGAUGACAAGGAUGGAGAGGUGCCGACAGAGGAUCUGCUAAAGAGACUGAAGAGCAUCCGGUCCCGUCAGAACCACUGACCCUGCUGGGGCUCCGUCCUCCAUGAGGACCACGGUCAGCUGACCUCACUUCCUGUGAUACCACAACAAUAACUCACAAGGUUGUCUAAUAAAAUAUACAUCACCCA